This is a messenger RNA of Saccostrea cuccullata (small rock oyster), 1200 nucleotides long. RefSeq lists its product as uncharacterized. The record is from RefSeq and is a predicted model, not a curated record. NCBI's taxonomy places the organism in Eukaryota, Metazoa, Mollusca, Bivalvia, Ostreida, Ostreidae. The transcript is spliced from 3 exons. The coding region runs from base 277 to 1170 and encodes 297 amino acids.
AAAAAAAAGACUUACACAAUUAAAGGCAGAAAUUUUGAAUAGAGAACAGCAUUGAACAUACAACAUAAACUAAUUAAAAAUAAAGUUUAUUUUGAAAUUCAGGAUUCCUUAUGCGGGAAAUGUUUUUCUAUGCUUUAUUUCGCAAAAGAUAUGUGGAGCUGCCCAUUUUUAGAUAAAAUAAUGUUUUAAUAAAUUUCAUGAAAAAAAAGGCAACAAGCUCUUUCAUUUAUUUUGAUGUUCGAGUUGUAGGUCAUAUCAGAGGCAUAUAAUGACUACAUGUGUCAUCAACGAGAGGCUUUGAACACCCCGCCCCCUGAACCUGAUUCAGAUGAUGAGAUCAUUGAGGAAAACAAUGAACAUGAUGAAGCUCCAACAGUUGGGGAGAAAAGGGAUGCAUGUAUGCAGACCGAGAUAAAAAAGGUUUAUGUAAAGAGGAUCCAGACAGAAGAGUUAGACUUGAAACCAAUCCAGAGGACUAUUGGUACAAUGACAGAUUUCCGUCAAACGCCAGUCCUGAAAUUAACUGCAACUAUGACGGAAGAUGUGGUCCAGAAAUCUGUGGGAACUGAGACUGAUGCAGCAGUACUGCCCCUCCAGUGCAACAGUGAAGAUCAACAAGACACAGACUCGGAGGACAGUUCUGACGAGGAAGAUGAAGAUUGGCUUCCAGAUGAUGAAUCUGGUGAUGACUAUGAUGAAGCAGUUGAUGAACUGGAUAUCACAGACCAUCAAGAAGACCGAGCCCAUAGAGAGAGGAAAUGCAUAGUUUAUGAGAGUUGCUUGAAAGAACUUUUGUCACCCUGUAGGAGUUGUCAAGAGCAUUGCAGAGUUGUGAUAAAGAGCAGGCUGGGGUCAUUUGUGCGUUUGUUGUCUUCCUGCGCUGCUUGUGGAUUUGUGUUCACUUGGGGUAGCCAGCCAUUGACUUCCAGGCUACCUUCUGGGAACUUGGAAGUAGCAGGGAGUAUUUUAUUCUCAGGAGCUAGUGUAUCCAAAGCUCUUCAACUAUUUAACAAUAUGAACAUUAUGUGCAUUAGUGAAAGGACAUUCAGGUAUAUUCAGAGUUCAUAUCUUAUCCCUGCGGUGCGGAACAUCUGGAUAGAGUACCAGAGAGCUGCACUGCAACAGUGUGUUGCCAGAGACGUCAAAGUGGGUGGUGAUGCUAGGUGCUGAAGUCCUGGACAUUCAGCAAAGUAUGGCAGU